AUGUCAGAUAUAAGUGCCACUGAAUACCUCUCCCGCCAGCAGGAGCUCGAAGAUGAGGCUCGGAAGCUGAUGCCCUGGGAUCCCAGAUCGUGCACCUACGAGAAAGGUGCUCUACGCCAACAGGUCUUCGCCUGUCGAACCCAUGGGAACAUUGGAAUAUGCUACUCAUGCUCCAUUCAAUGCCACACCAGCUGCGAUAUAGUAGAGCUAUUCACCAAGAGGAAUUUUACAUGCGAUUGUGGGACAGAGAGAGACAAGCCCAAAAGUGAGAACCAACAAACGAAUGAGUUCAGGUGUCAGCUACGUAAGAAUAGAGAACCGGAUGUCGCAUCCUUGCAGAACGUUUACGGACAUAAUUUCCAUGGGUUGUUUUGCAGUUGCAACGAAGAAUACGACCCCGACUCCAGUGCUGUCAUGCUGCAAUGUGUGCUGGGAGCAGAGUGCAAUGAGGACUGGUAUCAUGACUACUGUAUCGUUGGCAAAGGAAAGGAAAAGCAGGGAGCCAAGCGAAAGGCCGACGAGGAAACCCUAGCUGACGGCAUGCCGCCUUUGGACUCAUUCGACGCCUUCAUAUGCUGGAAAUGCGUUUCGAAGUAUGACUAUUAUUUCCAGAAACUGAUGUCUCAUUCCCUCGCUGAAGAGGUUAUUGCACAUAGGAUUCAACGUGGAUCGUUGGAGGAGAAGGAUCUGUCUCGCAGCGAUAAGAAGAGGCCAAUCGAUGACGUGACUGAUGGAAGUAUCGACUACUCGUUAACGCUCAAGCACGGCUACUCAAAACAGUUGGCUAAAAUAAAGGAGACGCUGGACAAGAAAACGGAUAAGCUCUAUAAAUUUCUGGACGAUUUGGUUCCGUUUCUGGUGAACGAUGAUCCGGUUUACGAAGAACCGGAAGACACUGCAACAGGGGCCGAUGACAUGGUUUCUUUGCUGCUGCAGAGCAGUGUGCAAAGAGAACAGGCCGUCGCUGGUAUAUCGGCCUUCAACUCUUUGAAGACAAGGCUGAGUGAGUAUCUAAGACCAUUUGCGGAGAGCGGUAGGGUGGUAAGUGGGGAGGACAUUAAUAACUUCUUCGAAGGAAACGAGAAAAAGUAG
Torulaspora globosa is the source of this 1092-nucleotide messenger RNA. RefSeq lists its product as uncharacterized. The transcript has a single exon. NCBI's taxonomy places the organism in Eukaryota, Fungi, Ascomycota, Saccharomycetes, Saccharomycetales, Saccharomycetaceae. Gene Ontology annotation, cellular component: cytoplasm. Gene Ontology annotation, molecular function: zinc ion binding; ubiquitin protein ligase activity. The record is from RefSeq and is a predicted model, not a curated record. Bases 1 to 1092 code for a protein of 363 amino acids.